UUUUGAACUACAGGGCUCGCCGUACCACUGUGACGUCAUUGCCAUCAACAUUUGAGAUAUUUUGGCGGGGCAAGCAUUCUCGGUUCCAUACUAAAUAUAAGUAAACAGUGGCUGUCGUCAAACUGACCGAAUAUGGAGCGCGUUCGAAUGGGCCGAACAAGCAGCAGGGCAUCAGAACAGCGGUCACUGGACAGCAACAGGAUGAGCACGGUGUAUGCGACACCGAGAUCACAGCCUUCCUUUGGAAAGCUCAGCUUAGCAAAACCAUCAUCCGUGAGCUCUGAAAGGAGGACCAGCUUUUUUGGUGCCCGGACUAGUGGGGCCAGCAUGCAUCGGAACAGCACUAUGUCAGGGUUUGGAGGAACGGAGAAGAUUAAAGAUUCCAGACCUCUCCAUGAUAAAUCCUAUGUUCAGCAGUGUAUCAAACAGCUGCACGAGUUUCUGGUUGAACAGGGUUUCCCGGGUACUCUGUCAUCCAAAACUCUCCAAUCACCUUCCACCAAGGAGUUUGUUAAAAUGUUUGAGUUCAUUUACUGCCAGCUGGACCCAACCUUUGUGAUGCCCAAUUCCAAAGUUGAGGAGGAAGUUCCGGCUUUGCUGAAAGCCUUAGGGUAUCCAUUUGUUCUCUCCAAGUGCUCAAUGUAUUCCGUUGGAGCUCCCCAUACCUGGCCUCAGGCCCUGGGUGCUCUCAUGUGGCUCAUCGAUUCCGUCAAGAUCAACUUGAGUUUUGGUAAGCAGGACCCACUGUUAACAGUUUUCUGUGAGGAAAGUGACAAUAUUGAGGAGGGAGCUGAGUAUAACAAGCUCUUCCUUGACUUCACAGGUGAAACAUACUCUAAGUAUAUGCAGGGUCAAGACACAUUUGAUUCUGAGGAUGACGUAUUUCUCACCAACAUGAAGAGGCUCUAUAAUGUUGACGAAGCCCUGCUGGUAAAGAUGGAGGAAAAGAACCAAAUCCUCACUGAGGAGCUCCGGCAUCUGGAAAAAGAGUCUCAGACUGACCGCCUAAUGACCAAGAGGAUGGAGAAGAUGAAGCUGCAAACGGACCUGAAGAAACUUCAGAGUUAUCGAAGCAGCAUAGAGUCUUUCAAAGCCAGCCUGGAGAACAAAGCUUCAGAGCUGAACAAUGAGCUGGAGACAUCUGUUGGUCAUCUGGAUUCUCUCAAACAUCAGAGGGAAGAACUUGAACAGGUCUUACAGAACCAAAAAUUUACUCCAGCUGAUGUCGAGAGGAUCAACAGGGAGAAAAGGGAACUUGAACAAACUGUCGCUAAUCUCACCAAGGCUCUUGAAGAUGCUGAGCAGCACACGUGGAAUGAAGAAAUUGCUUUAUCCAAAGUGAAAGGGAAGGUAGAGUCUAAUCUGGCUGAGUAUCACAAGCUGGCACGUAAACUCAAGCUGAUCCCGCAGACUGCAGAAAACGCCUGUGGUCACGAUUUUGAGUUGAAGCCAUUUGAAGGUGGAUGCCGUCAAAGGACGCAGAUAGAGAUGCUUCUGAAAAAGAUGAUCAGUAAUGUGGAGGAAGAAAGCAGCAGGCUGACCAACUCCAGACUCAGUCUAGUAGAGUCCAUGGAACAACUAAACUCCAACGUCAUGGACAAGCUGAACGACGUGAAGCUGCUCAAAGAGCAGAUCCGCAAGUUGGAUGAGCAGCUGGAACUUGACAUGCAGGAGCUAGCCAGAGAGGAGCAGGAAUGGGGAGCAGAGAUCGAGAAUAUUGAAAACCACCGCAAACUUCUUGAGGAGAAAGUAAAGUUUGGUUAUGAUGAAGCUGUGCAGCAACUGAAGGCCAUUCAACAACAGUAUCAGUUGGUUCUGCAAGAAACCAGCGAAGAGAGGCGAACUGUGGCCAAUAACCUCAUGUCUGUUUUCACAGCAGUUACGAACCACCUGGCUGUUACGGAGCUGUCUCUGGCAGAUCUACACAGCGGAGUUCAUCGCAUCUGCAAGAAGACUGUAGAAGAAAACGAGGCCGCUCUUCAGAAGCUGUGUGAGAUGUUGAAGAGCUUCAAGGCGAAGGCUAAUGUCUAAAGAGCUGCAGCAGAAUGAAGAUGGUGGGGCUUUAGCCCUAGAUUUUGGAGGUGUUUACAUUUUAAAAUAUAAUUCAUUAAACUUUGUCAGAUUGCAAUUUAUGAUUUUCAGUUUUGGAUGUUGUUUCUUUUGUACUUGUUAAUGCUGGAAGAACUUGAUAAUUCUACAGCAUAUUAAAAAAUGUUUGGUCACAAUAAAAGUACCUGCUUGGAUCAAAUUGUAAUAUUAAAGUCCUCUAGAUGGCAGCACUGGUUUAUUUACGGCUCAAACUGUACCACAAAGGUUUUAGUCUGGAAAUAUAAAUUGAUCAAAAGGUGGAGAAAUCUCAAACAUCUGGACUCAUCUAGGAGGGUUUUGGCCUCCACACCUAGUUUGUUGUUAAUCAUUCUGAACAAACCAUAUCCACGACAGCUGACAUCGGGAUGAUUAAAUCUGAAACACGGCUAAUCAAAAAGACAUUAACCUGGGAUAAGCCUGAUGUUUACCGUGACGUGUUAAUUCCCUCACAUGGUCAGUUCAGCAGUGAUGAUGCCAGAAGUAACUUUUUUCUACAUGCACGAUGUCCGUCCUGCCAGGCAUUUGCCUGCAGAUCCUAAUCUACACACAGAUGGCUCUGGUUCUGGGAGCCUGGUUUUAGUUGGUGGCCGAUGCUCAUCCUCGUGGUUUUGUCAUGUCAACAAAUGUAAAAAGCUCCUCAACCAGGUGCAGCUUGGAAUCAGUCAAGAUACUGCUGGGUAGCAGCUCUUCACUAUUGCACUUGUAUUAGAUCCAAACAUUUGUGAUGGCAAAAUCAAAGAAAGGAGUGAGCAUGGUCCUGCAUGCCUGUAAAACGUUUGUAAUAAAGGUUUUUCUUUA
Nothobranchius furzeri (turquoise killifish) is the source of this 2886-nucleotide messenger RNA. It is a transcript of the gene ndc80, whose product is annotated as NDC80 kinetochore complex component. The record is from RefSeq and is a predicted model, not a curated record. Gene Ontology annotation, biological process: attachment of mitotic spindle microtubules to kinetochore. NCBI's taxonomy places the organism in Eukaryota, Metazoa, Chordata, Actinopteri, Cyprinodontiformes, Nothobranchiidae. Gene Ontology annotation, cellular component: Ndc80 complex.